AUGGCUUCGGUUUGGCUUCUUUUGGCUGCCUUGUGCGCACUUGGCGCGCGCUGCAGGGUGAGUUCUACAGGAUUCCCCGCGGAAGCAUCGCCGUUCCAAAGGCCCGAUCUGGCCGCCUACCAGGACGCCAAAAAGUGCACGUCUCCGGGUGCCACCUGGUAUGUUCUCUACCGAAACCAGAAACAAGGAGCCUUCGGAGAGCAUGACAGCUGCCUGAGGGACACCCAGAUGGGCGAGGUGGUCGAUGGGAAGGGCCGGUUCCGCGUGCGCUACGAUAAUGGCCACGAAAGGAACGCUACGUUCACAUUCAAGUCUGCCGACGGACGAAAUUAUAACAUCUUCCAGGUUCAGUUGGAUGGCGUUUCCGGUGUGGGAAUGUACGACAUGCUGUUCGUUGACUGUGCCCACUGCAGGAUCGUGAAGGACCAAAAAGGCCCCAAAUGUCUGCUUUCGGUGCGAGAAUCCUCCCUCCGGCACGGCGUUCCCCAGUAUUGCCACUUUCUCUACGACCUGCUCUGCGGGGCAUCGUCGAAGUACCAGGUCUCGGACUCCAGCUGCGUCCACAAGGGUCCGAAGUUGGGCUAAAGGAUUUCAAGGCGACAGGUCUCUCACUAGCGCAGACCCUUGGACGUAAAACAGCACAUAAUAAACGGAUUGCAUGAC
Molecule: messenger RNA, 663 nt
Organism: Dermacentor albipictus
Lineage: Eukaryota; Metazoa; Arthropoda; Arachnida; Ixodida; Ixodidae
Biological process (GO): symbiont-mediated perturbation of host defenses
Molecular function (GO): amine binding
Source: RefSeq, a predicted model, not a curated record